AUGACCAUGGCUACCAACCAUCUCCUGAAGAGAUGUUUUAGAGUGACGAGGAGGUUUGUCUCCGGUAACAGGCCUUGCUCGGCAUACCACACUUUUUACCCAUGUUCCUAUUCCUUGCAUGAGAAAAAAGAAGAAGAAAAAACCUGCCUACUUACUACUUUUCAAACCGAUCCACCAAACUCGUUCCAUACAACCGACGAGUCUCCACUACCAAUGGCCUUGUACGCCAGGUACCCGGCCAAACCCCCCCACCACACGUCAAAACCGUACAUCAAUCUUGGCAUCCUCGUUCUCAGCAUGCCGGACCACGCCCACUUGUUCUCCUUGGGCUUAUUUGACCCGGCUCGCCAGGGGGCACGGUCAUCUACGCGCCCCGGUUGA
Molecule: messenger RNA, 381 nt
Organism: Pyricularia pennisetigena
Lineage: Eukaryota; Fungi; Ascomycota; Sordariomycetes; Magnaporthales; Pyriculariaceae
Exons: 2
Coding region: 1-381 (126 amino acids)
Source: RefSeq, a predicted model, not a curated record